Messenger RNA from Sungouiella intermedia, 1182 nucleotides. NCBI's taxonomy places the organism in Eukaryota, Fungi, Ascomycota, Pichiomycetes, Serinales, Metschnikowiaceae. The record is from the annotation of a GenBank genome assembly.
AUGUUUAAUACGUCCAUAUUUGACAACGGCUCAGGUACCCUGGAAAAUCCCGAUACGUUCCUCAAUGUGCCACAACCCAUCGAUAUCACUUAUCAGCGACAGCCGCUGAUAUUUAACAACCAGAGGUUUCGCAGAGAGUCUAUAGCACACUCGCAAGGUAUGGGUGGUGUGCUGUGGGGUUCUGUCACUAUCGGCUCGUGGCUUAAGGACGAGGUAAUGAUGUAUGGUGCUCAGAAUCACCACAACCAAUCACAGAACCACCAGCACAACCUCAUAAACCCUAGACGUGGCCUGUUCCGCCUCCAGGGCGCCAACAACCUGUCGGUGCAGCCGAACCAGAACAUGGUGCUGAUGUCGCCGCCAAACACAACAAGUUACCUUCCUAACUUGGAGGCCGACUAUUGUAAGGACUACCUGUGUUGUGGUCAACUUCUUCCAACGUUGCAUGACUUGCUAAGGCAUUAUGAAGAGGCCCACAUUACCCUGCUGCCCCCUCAUGAACCUAACACUCAUAUGCUCAACGCUCACCGUAACCGGAAUAACUUGAACAAUGUCCACAACGUCAUGGAAACCGUGCUGACCAACGAUGUGUUCCUCAAUAAUCAUCAUCACACCCAGGCCGCUCAACAGGGCAACUUGCACCUCCCGGCGUCCCAUUUUAACAUCCAGCUGCAGACCAUCAACCUGGGUGCGUUGGCCCAGACCAUCCUGCCCCAGCUGGCAAUCAACCAGCCAGAACAUCAUACUAUGCACCCAGUGCAAGUGCAGCCUGAGGGCGUAGCCCCCCAAAUGGCCAACCCCCAGCAAGCUGGCAGUGCGAGAAGGGGAAACUCCGACCGCAACAUGGACGAUGGCGACAGCAUGUACAUUGACGAUCCAGCCCGUCACUUAUACGUAAUGGAGAACGAGGAGUACAAGCCGUUCAAGUGUCCAGUUAUUGGAUGUGAAAAGACCUACAAGAAUCAGAACGGUUUGAAGUACCACCGUUUGCACGGACACCAGAACCAGACACUCAAAGAGAAUGAUGACGGCACUUUCUCUAUCAUCGACCCCGAAUCGAACACGCCGUACCUUGACGGCGCUGGCAUGGAGAAGGACAAGCCUUACCGGUGUGAAGUAUGCGGAAAGCGUUACAAGAAUUUGAAUGGGUUGAAGUAUCACCGUGGCCACACCACUCACUAG